This is a messenger RNA of Corticium candelabrum, 626 nucleotides long. RefSeq lists its product as uncharacterized. The coding region runs from base 43 to 489 and encodes 148 amino acids. The transcript is spliced from 2 exons. Gene Ontology annotation, biological process: cellular response to hydrogen peroxide. NCBI's taxonomy places the organism in Eukaryota, Metazoa, Porifera, Homoscleromorpha, Homosclerophorida, Plakinidae. The record is from RefSeq and is a predicted model, not a curated record.
ACGUUAUAUGAUGUAAUAUAAUUCUGUUGUUAUCCCGAUUACAUGGCGUCUUCUCCUACAGAAGAUAUACGACGAAGCUUUAAAAGACUUACUGUAGAUCAGUCACGGGACGGUCACAAGACGGACGAGUUUAUACGCGAUGAGUGGAGAAGUAUUCCUACAACUUCUGAGGAUGAGAAACUCAAAACGUCCCCAGUAACGAAACAGAGAAAGACAGAACAAUGUUACACUACAACGCGUCACGCGACCCGCCAGUUGGAUCAGCGUGAACAGUGUUUCACUCGCCGUGCCAUACCGUACAUCAGUCGUCCAGUCCACAGUAAACUUUCGUCUCGCUGCGUUGCGAGAUCUGUGACAAGAAUGAAGAGUUGUAGAGAGGAGUGCGUUCAACCUAACAAUGUGUCUGUUAAUGAGCUAGCUGCCUAUCUAGAUAACUAUUUGCACAUACCUAAGGAAAUGUCACACAUGGCGGAACUGAUGUACACAUAGUAACUACAGUUGGAUGAAGAAUUUAGAAUUAAAAAAGUGUGUUGUGUUAGAGACAGUUUAGUGUUAGAGAUGGGUUAGUGUUAGGUUGUGUUCAUCAAAGGAUUUUAUGACAGGAAAGAUAUCAGGAUAUGCUUGCA